AUGUACACCACAGAACCACAAAAUGAACAUUUGGAGGAUAAAAAUACCCCAUCAUCUACAACUCCUCAGAUCCUCAAAGAUAGUAGUAUUCGUGAACGUGAAGAAACUAAGGAAAGUGUCUUGUCACAAACAGAGGAAACAAAACCACAGAAGGAAAAGAAGUAUUCUUGUCCUCCACAAGGAAAUGUGAAUAAAGUUAUUACAAACGGAGUUGCACUUUUUAUGUUAUGGUGUGUAGCCUGGUCAUUCUCAGGCCCCGAAGUUCUCCCUGGUGGAAAUUUAUUUGGACUAUUAAUUAUUUUUUAUAGUGCCAUGAUUGGGGGGAAAAUUUUGGAACUCAUUAGAAUACCUUCAGUGCCUCAACUUCCACCUCUUCUUGGGAUGUUACUGGCAGGUUUUACCAUCAGGAAUGUUCCAUUCCUCAGUGAUUACAUCCAUAUUAAUAACACAUGGUCUUCAACUUUAAGAAACACUGCCCUUACCGUUAUCCUAAUACAAGCUGGGCUUGGACUCGAUCCACAGGCUUUGAAGCAUUUGAAGAGAGUUUGUUUAAGAUUGGCUCUAGGUCCAUGCCUCGUAGAGGCAUGUUCAACUGCUGUUAUUUCCCACUUCCUUAUGAAUUUUCCCUGGCAAUGGGGAUUUCUUUUGGGUCUUUCUAUUAGUUUUGUAGUAGGCGCUGUCUCUCCUGCUGUUGUUGUCCCUUCCAUGCUACUUUUGCAAGAAAAUGGAUAUGGUAUUAAGAAAGGCAUUCCAACCUUACUAAUAGCUGCUAGCAGUUUGGAUGACAUCAUCGCAAUCACUGGAUUCAGUGCGUGCUUGAGCAUAGCCUUCUCCUCAGGCAGUGUACUUAAAAAUAUCCUUGCCUCUUUCCGGGACAUACUUAUUGGUGUGCUGGCAGGAGCUGUUUUGGGAAUUUUUGUUCGAUAUUUUCCAAGUGAAGAUCAGACAAAACUUUCACUGAAGAGAGCAUUCCUUAUUUUGAGUAUGUGUGUUUCCGCUGUCUUGGGCAGCCAUCAUAUUGGUUUACAUGCAGCUGGAGGAUUAUUCACACUAGCGUUGUCUUUUGUUGCUGGGGUAAAUUGGUCCACGGAAAAGAUUAGAGUCCAAAGAGUUAUUAAAACUGUAUGGUAUAUUUUUCAACCCCUUCUUUUUGGUUUGGUUGGAUCAGAAGUAUCUGUUACAUCUCUUAAAUCAAAUGCUAUUGGCAUUUGUGUUGUUACCAUGAGUUUGGCAUUAUUGGUUCGAAUUUCUUGUACUUUUUUAUUGAUGUGUUUUGCUGGUUUUAGUUUUAAGGAGAAAAUAUUUAUUGCUUUAUCGUGGAUCCCCAAAGCUACAGUCCAGGCUGUAUUAGGUCCCCUGGCUCUAGAAACAGCAAGCAUCAGCGCACCCCACUUGGAACCAUAUUCAAGGGAUGUGAUGACAAUAGCAUUUUUAGCCAUCUUGAUCACAGCUCCAAAUGGAGCUCUAAUUAUUGGCAUACUGGGUCCCAAAGUACUUGCACGCCAUGAUCCAAGCAAAAUCAAUGUGAAAUUGACAAAAUUAGAUCUUCAUUAA
Molecule: messenger RNA, 1554 nt
Organism: Puma concolor (puma)
Lineage: Eukaryota; Metazoa; Chordata; Mammalia; Carnivora; Felidae
Source: RefSeq, a predicted model, not a curated record